UGCUGAUUUGCUGAUAUAUCUGUUCAUGCCUCCCAGUAGGCGCAGCGUUUGUCAUAUUUUUGGCUUUUUAAGUUGCUUAAAAGCUUAAUUUUGGCAUGGAAACAGAUACAAAUUCAGCCCCCGACACUGCUGUGGGCACAACUGAAACAGAUGAUUUCGUGAAGGUAAAGUCUAAAAAGAGUCAGAAGUGAAAAUGUGACGGAGUGGACAUGGAGACGGAAGAUUCUGGAGCCAGCAAGAGGCCGCAGUUUGUGCCGAUUUCAGGCGAUAAAAUAAAGGGACCCGAUGAGGUGCGUAAAAUCCCAGUUCCAGCUCACAGAUACACCCCGCUGAAGGAAAACUGGACAAAGAUUUUCACACCAAUUGUUGAGGUCCUCCACCUUCAAAUCAGGUUCAACCUCAAAAUGAGAAACGUUGAAAUCAGAACAUGUAAACAUGUAGAUCAGGACAUCAGCUCCCUGACAAAAGCAGCAGAUUUUGUUAAAGCAUUUGUGUUAGGAUUCAAAGUUGAAGAUGCCCUCGCUCUCAUCAGAUUGGACGAGCUUUUCCUGGAAAGCUUUGAUGUUACGGACGUGAAACCUCUGAAAGGAGACCACUUGUACAGAGCCGUCGGCAGAAUAGCGGGUAAAGGAGGAAAAACCAAAUUCACGAUUGAAAAUGUCACAAAGACUCAAAUAGUUUUCGCAGAUACAAAAAUUCACAUUUUAGGCUCCUUCCAGAAUAUCAAGAUGGCUCGAACAGCAAUCUGUAAUCUGAUUUUAGGAAGUCCACCUUCAAAGGUUUACGGAAACAUCAGGAUGGUUGCCAGCAGGGCAGCGGAGAGAUUCUAAAAACUGACUGGCUGCUGUUUACCUUCAUCCUUUCAUGCUACUCUGUCGGUUACUCAGAUUUCUGUGUAAUAAGCUUGUGACGGGGAAAAAA
Thalassophryne amazonica is the source of this 921-nucleotide messenger RNA. RefSeq names its product RNA-binding protein PNO1-like. Gene Ontology annotation, cellular component: nucleolus. Gene Ontology annotation, molecular function: RNA binding. The record is from RefSeq and is a predicted model, not a curated record. Lineage: Eukaryota; Metazoa; Chordata; Actinopteri; Batrachoidiformes; Batrachoididae.